Molecule: messenger RNA, 1148 nt
Organism: Enhydra lutris kenyoni (northern sea otter)
Lineage: Eukaryota; Metazoa; Chordata; Mammalia; Carnivora; Mustelidae
Product: dual specificity protein phosphatase 13-like
Exons: 6
Biological process (GO): protein dephosphorylation; negative regulation of MAPK cascade
Cellular component (GO): cytoplasm
Molecular function (GO): MAP kinase phosphatase activity; protein tyrosine/serine/threonine phosphatase activity
Source: RefSeq, a predicted model, not a curated record
AUGGGUGCAAUUGGAAGUGAGAGGUCAGGGCUGGGCCACUUUGUUUCCCUGGCACUGGCCCUGUUGGUGCUGCUGGAAGCUCUGGUCCAGGUGGAGACCAAGAAGAUGGUAAGAACCUAGUGUGCGGUCUGCCGUAGAGCAUGCUAUCCCAUCUGCUUCCUCCUGCUGCCUGCGCUCUGUGUUGGCUACUGUCUUCAGUCCCCUCAGCAACAGCAUCAAGUGUGCGGAGACAGGGAGCUGGAAGCAGACAGCACAAAGUGCCCGUCAGAGAAGACCACAGCCGGGGCCAGAUACCCCCACAGGAUGGACUCACUGCAGAAGCAAGAUCUCCGGAGGCCCAAGAUCCACGGGGCGGUCCGGGGGUCCCCCUACCAGCCGCCCACACUGGCCUACCUCCAGCGCUUGCUGUGGGUCCGUCGGGCUGCCAUGCUGAGCCACGUCAAUGAGGUCUGGCCCAACCUCUUCCUAGGAGAUGCAUAUGCAGCCACGGACAAGAGCAAGCUGGUCCAGCUGGGCAUCACCCAUGUCGUGAAUGUCGCUGCAGGCAAGUUUCAAGUGGACACAGGUGCCAAGUUUUACCGUGGAAUGCCCUUGGAGUACUAUGGCAUUGAGGCUGAUGACAACCCCUUCUUCGACCUCAGUGUCUACUUUCUACCUGUUGCUCGAUACAUCCGAACUGCCCUCAGUGUUCCCCAGGGCCGUGUGUUGGUACACUGUGCUAUGGGGGUGAGCCGCUCUGCUACAGUUGUCCUGGCCUUCCUUAUGAUCUGCGAGAACAUGACCCUGGUGGAGGCCAUCCAGACGGUGCAGGCCCACCGUGAUAUCUGCCCCAACUCGGGCUUCCUCCGGCAGCUCCAGGUUCUGGACAACCGACUGGGGCGGGAGACAGGGCGACUCUGACUAGGUGAGCAGCCGGGAGCCCUGACCCUCUAGCCAGCAUGGCCUAACCCAGCCAGCCUGGCCCUGGGGACAGCAGCCUCUGCUGUUUCCAAAGACCUUGAGGUAUAAAUAGCAAGUGGGGGUUUAGCUGAGGCAGAAGCAGGGAGAACUGAGUGGUGACCUUUUGCAGGUGGAUUUCCCUGACCCAAUCCAGAGAUUCUUUAUACAAAAGAGAGUUCAGUCUGUCUCUAUAAUAAAAGGUUCAUCAU